GUACUCCAUAUUUACAACGUAGGGUUUAUCCUUAUUGCAGCCUGAGAAACAAAACACAAAACCCUCGCCCCCUCCCAUCGCAAACGGCGGAGCCACCGCAGCCGGAAGCAGAGUUCGCCGCCACUCUCCGAUCUUCACUCGCCCUCGUUCUCUUCGCAAUCGCAGCGCAGAAUGGCGAAGCGUAAGGAGCGGAUUCACAACCCUGAACCGUUCGAUCCGCACGGCGCCGACCCUGCGAAGGCGAAGAAGCGUUCGAAGGCUCAGAAGAAGCACCAGCAGGAGGAGAAGUUCAUCGCUCCCACGCUCAGCUCCAAGAUCAUGAAGGAGGCUCUGCUUCAGCAGAAGGAGGAGGAGGCGCACGACGGCGCCGCGGCUUUCUUCGAAGAGGUUCCCAGCGUCCAUGAAGACGCCGAUGAAAUUGACGACUUCGCCGGGUUCUCCGAAACGCAGAGCCAAUUCGCCGGUUUUGAUGAAGAGGAAAUUAACGAGGAAGAUGAGAGACUAAUGGAGGCAUUCUUAUCAAAGGAGCCUGGUCAGCAGAAAACACUUGCCGAUCUCAUUGUCCAAAGAAUAAAAGAAAAGGAUGCUUCUGUUGCUUCAGAAAACCGACCUGUACCAAAAUUAGAUAAAUCCAUAAUUGACAUAUACAAGGGGGUUGGGACUCAUCUUAGCAAAUAUACAAUAGGCAAAAUACCAAAGGCAUUCAAACACAUCCCCUCUAUGCAACUUUGGGAGGAAGUCCUGUAUAUAACUGAACCUGAAAAUUGGUCUCCAAAUGCUCUUUAUCAAGCCACUAGAAUUUUUGCUUCUAAUUUUGGUGCAAAAAAGGCAGAACGCUUCUACAAGCUUGUGUUGCUUCCAAGAGUGAGAGAAGAUAUAAGGAAGAACAAACGGCUGCAUUUUGCUUUAUACCAAACUCUGAAAAAGGCAUUGUACAAACCUGCUGCAUUCUUUAAGGGAAUACUGUUUCCACUGUGUGAGUCACGCACAUGCACUCUCAGGGAAGCAGUCAUUAUUGGAAGCAUUAUAGAAAAGGUUUCUAUUCCUCCACUUCAUUCAAGUGUUGCACUAUUGAAGCUUUCUGGAAUGGAAUAUUGUGGAACCACAAGCUAUUUCAUCAAGCUUCUUCUGGAGAAAAAAUAUGCUUUGCCAUAUCGUGUGGUUGAUGCGGUUGUUGAUCAUUUUAUGAGAUUUCUCAAUGAAACUAGGAUAAUGCCAGUUAUAUGGCACCAGUCGCUUCUUGCAUUUGUGCAGAGGUACAAAAAUGAGCUGCAGAAGGAAGAUAAGGAUAAAUUAAGGGAUCUACUGGAAAAGCAAAAGCAUAAAUUAGUUACACCUGAAAUUAGCAGAGAGCUAGACCACAGUCGCAACCGGGGUGAAAAGGAGGAAGAUCUUAUGUCAAUAACUAGUCCAGUAUAUGUGAUAAACAAGACUAUUGAAGAGGAUAGAUUUGACAUUCCAGAUGUACCAAUGGAGGAGGAUUAAUUUAUUGUGGAUUUUCCAUCGAGUUAUACUUGGGACAAAAUGUUUAAGAGACAUGCCCCCAUAGAGAUUCACAAGGGUGCAGUUUUGAGUGUCAGCAAUCUUGUACUCCUAUGUAUGAAAUUUGUUAUUAUUUUUUGGCUGUUUUAUUUUGUGAAAUUUUGACAAAUGCAAUCUCGAUUUUUGUCUUGGAUGUAUCCUUACCGUAAAUGCACUAAAAAUACAAUUCAACUUAUUAGAAUAUUUUCUAGUG
Molecule: messenger RNA, 1735 nt
Organism: Cajanus cajan (pigeon pea)
Lineage: Eukaryota; Viridiplantae; Streptophyta; Magnoliopsida; Fabales; Fabaceae
Product: bystin-like protein
Biological process (GO): rRNA processing
Cellular component (GO): nucleolus; preribosome, small subunit precursor; cytoplasm
Molecular function (GO): snoRNA binding
Source: RefSeq, a predicted model, not a curated record